AUGCACAGAACGAUUGCUUUCGCGCUGCUUAUCGCCCAAUGCUUCGCGCGGACGCAGGUAUCGCCGGAACUAUACAAUAAGUUUGAGCGAUAUACAGCAUUUGCAGCAGCAUCCUAUGCCGAUUCCUGCACCAUUCCUCCGUCUGGCAGUACCGUUGUGCAGUACUUCAACGACAACGCAACAGACACCCAAGCCACCCUGUUCGAGGACGCCCAGGCAAAAGAGCUAAUCAUCGCAUUUCGAGGUACUUCGACUCCAAAAGACCUCGAUACCGACUUCAACUUUAGCCUGGUGCCCUUGACCGCCCCAGGGACGGAUUGUUCGAAGUGCAAGGUCCAUUCAGGCUUCCAGGAGGCCUAUCAAGCUUUGUCAAAUGAAGUGGUGUCUAAGGCUGAAUCUGAGCUAUCCGCUCACUCCGAUUACUCUCUUAUUGUAACUGGACACUCUCUCGGCGGUGGUAUAGCAGCCAUCGCCACGGCAGCCCUGACAGGCCUAGGCCAUGAAGUCACGACAUACACAUUCGGGGAGCCUAAAAACGGCGACCAGGAGUUCGCGGACUACUUGGAGAGCCUGGUUUCAGAUGAGAAUUACUACCGAAUUACUCAUGCGAAUGACGGUGUUCCGCAGAUUCCACCUGCCUUACUUCACUACGUGCACCAUGGGGAUGAGUAUUGGCAGAAGGAAAAGGAUAACAAUGAUGCUACGACGACGUUUGCCUGUGAAAAGAAAAGUUCAGACUGCAAUGCUGCCCAAGACUUCGGCGAUAACCCUAUCAACCGGGCGCAUUUGACGUAUACCAGUAGUGUUAUUGGGAAUUCGUUGAAUAUCGUUGCUUGUGGUGCAGCGGGAUUCUAG
Aspergillus versicolor CBS 583.65 is the source of this 855-nucleotide messenger RNA. RefSeq names its product lipase family protein. Gene Ontology annotation, biological process: lipid metabolic process. The coding region runs from base 1 to 855 and encodes 284 amino acids. Lineage: Eukaryota; Fungi; Ascomycota; Eurotiomycetes; Eurotiales; Aspergillaceae. The record is from RefSeq and is a predicted model, not a curated record. The transcript is spliced from 4 exons.